Pseudogymnoascus destructans is the source of this 6778-nucleotide messenger RNA. RefSeq lists its product as uncharacterized. Gene Ontology annotation, molecular function: protein binding. The transcript has 3 exons. The record is from RefSeq and is a predicted model, not a curated record. Bases 501 to 4817 code for a protein of 1438 amino acids. Lineage: Eukaryota; Fungi; Ascomycota; Leotiomycetes; Thelebolales; Thelebolaceae.
CCCCAAUUUGUAUGCGAUACAAAUGUACUGGUACUUUGCGGCCCCAGUUUCGCCUGUCAGUAGAAACGCGUCUACUGCCAAGACUUCUUCGCUCCAGCAACGUUGGCGACAUCGACCUCGACCUGCCUGCUGUACUGGACAACCACUCCCCGCGGCCAUCACCAUUCAAUCGCUGCUUCACUCCAGACCUCUUAUCGCUGCCAGAGGCAUCCGAUUAUUGCGAUAAUACCUCCAAGAUCGACUCAGCCGACUCACCGCGAUUCGUGAGACCCGUCGCCUCCCUCGAAGACUCAACCGCAAAAGAUUCAUCCCACCCCUAUUGAACUCAGCAUCUGCGAUAAAGAUGUCGGGGCGAUAGACUGCGAUUCAAUCACAAUACUCUCCAUUGAUCAGCACUCGCCAAAGACGACCGUCAGGCUCGGGGUUGUUACGAGGCGUCCAUCCUAUCUCCCGCACCCAGGACACGCCGGUGAAUAGACCGAGCCCGAUAAACGAAGGCGAUGCCGGGCACUGAGCCGUAUUCGUCUCCCUUCAUUCUUGAUUUGGAUGUGUCGGAGGACCCAGACGACCAGGAUUUCGAGUUCUUCAACCCAGGCACGCCAUACAUAGCUUCGGGAAGCCCUGGUUCUUUUCUGGACCAAAACCUCCCUCCCGGAGAGAGGAGAGCGAAUUUUGGGUCACCUGCGAUAGCUCAGAAAGGCAGCGCUGAAAACAGGACUUCCGCCGUUGCAACGGGCCCACGAACGCCCUCGAUACCUUCUUCAGAUUCUCCAGGCGGCUCUUUUCAUGACUCGUCCUCAGACUCCUCAACAUACAAUAAACGAAAACCAUUGUUGGAAUCAUCAGAACCUACCUUCGAAGCCAAAGACGCCUCAAUGAAUGAUGCUGAGAUGGGCGAUUGGAAAGUGGAGGGGGGACAUGGACCGGACGAUUCAGAGGCCUACGGGCCAUACAGCGCCACAACGGCCUCGUCCUCGACCGCUACAGCGUUCGAUUUUAACGACAAGAUAAUGGAAAACGAUUUCGACUUUGAUAGUGCUGCAAGCAGCCCAAGCCAUUUCGCGUCCGCCAUGAAGUCGCCGGAAAUGCCAACUAUCAAGCAUGACACUUCAAGUCGAAACACCCCAGUUAUGAAGCAUAGAGCAGCAGGCCACCGUUCGAAAUCCUCGCAAAAUUCCAUCACCAACACAAUGCACGGUCUGACGACCAACGCAUCCCGCGAAGCCUCUCCUUUGUCCACAAUGAUCACGAGCCAGGAAUCUUCACCAUCAGUAUUCUUCAACAAUUCUCCGUCCCCUGCCGGCGGAGUAGAGUUUAUCAAUGGAACGAUGCUUGGUAAUGGGGCACAGAACAAUCCCUGGCAAACAAACUACGACUUCAGCAUACCAAACUCGAUGGUGAGUGGUGGAGGUUUUAUGCCCAUGCGCAUGAACAACAGCAUUCCCCAACAGAUACCUUUCUCAGCUGGCAUGUCUCUUAUGGAUACCAUGUAUAAGCCAGUCUUGGCCAUUCAUCCAACUCCAUUGAAGUCGCGAGUAGAGACUCAAAUCCCUAUCAAGAUGACGCUUUUCCCGUUUCCUCCCGGUAUUACAAAACUUCAUCUACCUACCCACACCAUUUCGAAGCCCAAACUGCUGGCGAAACAGCCCCUUACCAAAUCACCUGAUACCUUAGAACUCACAACAACCCUGGUUUGUACUAGUGCAAUGCAAAAUCCAGAAUUUCGCCGGCGAGCCUUUGAACGUGCUGCUGGAGCUCCCAAAUCUUCAGAGUCGCGUUCAGAGGACGAAGCCGAUACGGUAGCAGAUGAUGAUGAUGAGAACAAGCCCCUAAAUGGAGGGGAGGUGAAGAUAUGCUCUGGAUGCAUUACCCGUGAGCGUAAGCGUGCUGCGAGGAAGAAGGUCAAAAAGGUUGAAGAGGAAGAAUCCUGGCACAAGGACGAAGACAAACGCGUGAUCGUCUUCAACACCCACGAAAUCAAAGACUGGCAACAACCAUCGAGCCAAGUAUUAUCCGAUACGGUAGGAGACCGACGGGAACCAGUCGUUCAUGAGGGCGCUUUACAAGUUGAUGCUCCUAUGCGCAUCGCUUGUUAUUGCAGGCAUCAAAAUGAGAAAUUGGGGUUCCAGGUUAUAUUCACAAUCAAAGACUGGACGGGACGUCUGGUAGCUCAAGAGAUUACGUCUUCGAUCAUGAUCACAGAUGACCAUAAGACACACAACAUGCCUCCUCAUUUAAUGGGGCCAGGCGGCGCUGGUGUCAACGAACAUGGAUUCAUGAAUAACCCUGGCGUCGAUAUGAAUUUCGAUAUGCCCAUGGCGUCGUUUCGUGCAUCGCAGUCAAACACAGAUGUGCAAAACCUCCAAAGGAACUACCCCCUAUCAUAUGCUUCUUCUUCGGUACUUGGUACUCCUCAGGUAUCUCAAAAUGCCCCGAGCACGACGACUCCGCGCAGCUUGUCGAGGCAGGCAUCGCCUUCUGGAUCAAUUGGUCCAAGUAACAAAAAGCGAAAAGCUAGCGGGUCUAGCAAAGUCCCAAGCGGUCUCGCCAUGACAAGACUCGAGACUAUGCCGCAGCACCCUGGAGGCCUGAACCCCGCAGCCAAUGGCUCGGGCGCUGCCUCAUCUCAACCUCCAUAUGGAACUUCACCCAACAUGUUCGCUUCCCCUCAAGACACAACGUUCAACCACAUGCCCCAAUCAGUACAACCGGGCCAUACUCAAUUUAACGCUGGGUCACCCACUCAAAACGGCAACGGGCAAGGUUUUAUCUCGAAUAACAAUAGAUCCCAAAGUAUGGAUAACCUUGCUUUGAACCAGCUAUACUCGGCGCCAACCUCCACACAUCCAAGCCGCGCACCAAGCCCGAACAGUAUGAGGAACAACAUACAGGCGUAUCAACAGCAGCAAGCUCAGAUUGCACAGGCAGUUGCUAAUGGCCUAUAUGGGAUGCCCCUGCCGCUCAACCCCCAAAGGCCACCCACCAUUCACAAGAUGAUUCCAAAUGAAGGGCCAAAGGCUGGAGGGAUUGAAGUGACGUGCCUUGGUAGCGGAUUCUGUCAAGGCUUGGAAGUUAUGUUUGGGGAUGUGAAAGCCACUACCACGACAUAUUGGGGCGAAACGUCGCUUGUCUGCUUGCUUCCUCCUGCGACUACUGGCGGAACUGUUGCAGUCACAUUCAAGCAUCAACACCAGCAACAACUGCAGCCCUACCCAUCACCACCGAUCCUUAAGCAACAGGCAUUCUUUAAAUAUGUUGACGACGAUGAACAACAGAUUAUAAGAACGGCUCUGUCUGUAUUAGGGCACAAGAUGACUGGGAGGAUGGAAGAUGUCCGUGACUUGGCACGAAGAAUCGUGGGUGAUGGGCCAUCAUCUUGGGGUGUCGCUGGGGGUGCUUCACCGACAGGUGGAACGCAGCAACCACCUGUCUCUCGUUUCAACGCCGCCAUAUUUGGUGUUGAUGUCGAAGCAACACUCCUAAGAAUACUGGACCUCAUUGACUUAGAUGAUAGCUCGCAUCUACCUCGCCUGAACAUGCGACGAGCAUCUGGUCAGACGAUGCUUCACUUAGCGUGCUCAUUGGGCCUUCAACGCUUUGUUCCGGCUUUGUUGGCACGAGGCGCUAACCCGGAGCCCCGUGAUAAAGGGGGUUUCACGCCCAUGCACAUUGCAGCGAUGCAUAAUCACCCUCAGAUUAUAAGACGACUCAUUCUCUGCGGCGCAGAUCCUUCGUGGAGGACUCUCCAGGGUUAUACAGCCUCCGAUUUGUGCACAACCGAAGAAACUCUUCAAUCCACUCGUCGUGUAGAGCGUCAUAGCCGCAGGCGUAGUGGCGGCUCUAUUCGCAGUAGGACAAGCAGCGCCACGUCCCUCCAGUCACUAUGGGAACCGCGUUCAAGUGGAGCCGAAGUUACGACAUUGCUAGGUGUUAGUGAUGACGCAGAUGAUACAUCUGAGACGGAGGACCCCGAAUACAGCGAUGAAGGGGGCGAUGCUGCUACACCCGAUGAAGUCUCUUGGAUGCGCCCACGACGCAGGAGCGCAGCUACCCCAGACCUUGACGCUUCGCUUUCAAAUGAAGCCAAUGGUCUUCCCGUCCCCACAACCGACGCUGUGGGAGCUGGGUUCGUAUCACCGGCAGCAGCCAUGACAGCAUUCCGCGAUCAUUUGACUGCACAAAUUCAGCAUAUUCAACAGUCUAUGCAACACCUUAACUUACCGCAAAUCCCAAACCUACCAGACUAUCAAGCAUAUUUGCCAACGGCACCUAUGGUUCGCCGAAUCAGCUCACUAGUACCACACAUAGGUGUCUCCAGAAAUACCGAUGUUGGCCCAGCAAAUAAGGAGGCAGAUUCAAAAUGGUGGGACCUUUUCUCCGGAACUAUCUCGAAUGCUCCUCCCGCAUAUGAGGAUAUCUUCCCCCAUGAGGAGGCCGACACCAAAAGAGCGUCGGCUACUCAGGCUGCAGCAGAUGCGAUCGCUGAUGACAAAUGCUCUACGCUAUAUGACCAAGCACAGUCGUCGGGCUCAAGCGUGGCCUCAAGUUCCAAAACUUCAUCGCAAGUAUUAGAGAACUUGGAUACUAGUUCCAAGCAUUCCUUAUCCGAAGAAGGACAUGCUCAAAUCCGGCUGGCACAUGGCAAAAAGAUCCGAUUCCGGAGUGAUAGGAAGCUAUUUUUCAUUUGGAUUCCUAUUCUAGUAAUUAUUGUGGCUACCAUGCUCUACAACCGCGUUCCUAAAGUGUGGGCAGAGGGGACUCGACUUGUCAAGUCGUAUGCUCGGUCGAGAGCUGAGCGGGCAGUGGAGAUUUUGUAAUUUACCAACCGUUUUUAAGGUUGCUCCCGAUUUGGGAUUAUGACACUCAAGAAAGCUUCUUGGGACGAGGGCUUGUUCAGUAUUGGUGGGAUUGAGAUGAUGGUUUAUUUAUAGGGUGUUUACGUGGAGUGCGGUUGGGUACAGCGUGUUUCCCAGUUUGAUAUAAUUGUUUACAUUCAGUGGUUGUUAAAUUCAGCCAUGCCCUACUAUUCUCUCCAAGAAACAAUUCGCCGCCGUAAUUGUGUGAGCCAUCUUACGACAGGUCUAUUCUUUAUCUGUAAACGGACAGCCUUGUCGUUGUUGAAAAACGCCAUCAGGAUUUGUUCUGCCUCCUCCGUGCCUGGGCCCGUUGGGCGCCACUAACAGCUAACCUAUCGGCCGCCUCGUUACUCGGAUCAUUUGAAUGGCCUUUGAUCCAGUUGAAAAUUGUGCCGGAUCCAUGUCCUUGCCGUUCCCUGAUCCUCGCAAGAAUGUCUACGACCAGGUCCUUGUUCAUAACGGGCUGGUUGGUUGAGGUUAACCAGCUAUUCGUCUCCCACUUCUUAAACCAGGUCGUCACACAGUUUAUGCUGUAGUUGCUGUCUGUGUAGAUGUGGACUUCACGGUGCAUUGGCGCAAUCUCAAGCGCACGCAAAAUGGCCGUAAGUUCGGCCCUUUGGUUGGUUUGAAGUUCACCCUCCAAUGCCUCGGAAAUGUUCCUAGUGGGCCAAAAAUCAGUAUUUCUUUCUGCAGAUAAAGGGUCCAUUCCAGUGUAGUAUGAUCAUCAAUGAAUUGCUCUGGACGGUAAGUUGAGACGCACCUAUCAUCUCCAUCCCCAAAAAACACACCAACUCCAGCAACAGCUCCCACCUUUCCAUUGGCCAAACUGCUGCCAUCUGUAUAUAUACUGAGAGGCUUCGACUUGGCAUCGGCGGCACGAGACUUAGCAGCCGAGGUUGUGGCUGCUAUCUGGACUGUAUUUUGACUGGUCUUGGUCUGGUCGACCGAGGCCACAGGAGAGGUUUUUUUCCUCUUUAAUGGCACCGUCGGGCUCUCAGCUUCCGACACUUCGUCAUCCAAAUCUUCGGGUUGUUCGUCUUCAUCUAUCAAUUCUGUGGUGCCUGAAUCCACCUUGCCAGGGCGGCCGCCAGCUUGAACAAACGCUUCCGCCUCACCUCUUGUGCUGAACCUUUUGUAUUUAGGUAGCUUCCAUCCCUUUAUCUGCUCUUGAGCAGUCGUCCAGUCGGUAUAUACACCAGGAUUGUGGCCACUCGCCACGCCAUAGAAACGAGUUUCUCCAAUAGGAGCAGAGGGGCCUGAAUUCGACUCUCUCCCAGAUACAAAUGCCUCUGCUUCGGAUCGAGUUGAGAACGAUUUGACUUUCAAAGUUAGAUAUAGAGCAAAUAUGAGCAAGGUAGAGCCACUCACAGCUGGCGCCUUUGAAACCGGUAAUGCUCUCCUUGCACUCGUUCCAAUCCGAGUAGACGCCCGGGUGACGACCAGCCCGCACAGCGUAAAAUUUGGGCUGGUUGGCAGCUUUCCUCUUCUUAGACGCCGACUCUGGCACGCCCUUCCCUCCCAAUGCAGCCAUCCUGGGCCCAGUAGUCUCGCGAUAAAGAGGCGUGGGGGGUGCUACAGAACAGACAAACGAGCGAAGACCGAGCUGCACCCCAGGCACUGGGGCAACGGACGCGAUUUCAAAGAGACGGCGGUUACUGAUGAACCGGGCUGAUAAUUUCAAAGGUUGCCUGUAGCGGAGUAUUGCGUUUACAGGCCCUGCUUGUCACCAGAGGGAAGCUGUACGGGCCACCGUCUCCAUGUGGCUGGUAGGUUCGCUCUUGCUAUCGAACAAAGACAAAGAUGCGACACGUACGGUCUUAUCCAAUCAAGACCACUAAGUAGUAACGCGGCAGGUCAUAAAGAUAUGAGCCCAAAAUACACCAGAGGGAUUUACGUUUCAUGUGUUUGUGGUUGAGACUGGA